AUGGCAGCUGCGCAAAAUGAAACUCUGGCCUCAACCAAGGUUCGGGAGUGUAUACCUCGCCCGUCAACAACCAGCGCGGCGCCAUCUCCUACAUCCACGCCAAAGGCCUUGCCGCAAAACUUUGGCAUGAUUAUCAGCCGAGCUUUUGAGAUGCUCGACGUAUUUGGGCCUCUCGACGCCCUGGGGUUGUUGGCCAAAAGCCACCAAAUGAACCUAUAUCUCAUCUCCGAGACAAUGGAUCCCGUCACGGUCGAGCCCGUGUCCGCUGCCAUGAACGCCAAAAACUCGAGUUUCUUCCCCGUAAUCCUCCCAACACACACAUACGCAACAGCACCCAAAGAGAUUGAAGUCCUCAUGGUCCCCGGCGGCCUCUGGACGCGCUCGCCCAACCUCAACGACACAAUCUCUUACAUCAAGACGACCUACCCGAACCUGCGCUACCUCAUCUCCAUCUGCACCGGCGCCUCGGUCGUGGCCCGCGCCGGCGUCCUCGACGGCCGCCGCGCGACGACCAACAAGGCUUCGUGGGCGAGCACCGUCGUCCACGGGCCGCGGACCGAGUGGGUGGCCAAGGCGCGGUGGGUGGUUGACGGCAACGUGUGGACCUCGUCGGGCGUCUCGGCGGGCAUCGACGCGACGCUGGCGUUCAUUGAAGAGGUGUACGGCGCGGAAGAUGCGACGUCUAUUGCGGAUUUGAUGGAGUAUGAGAGGCAUGUGGAUGCGAGUUGGGACCCUUACGCCGAGAAGUUCAAUGUUACGGGUUCAGCAUGA
Messenger RNA from Colletotrichum orchidophilum, 771 nucleotides. RefSeq names its product DJ-1/PfpI family protein. Lineage: Eukaryota; Fungi; Ascomycota; Sordariomycetes; Glomerellales; Glomerellaceae. The record is from RefSeq and is a predicted model, not a curated record. The coding region runs from base 1 to 771 and encodes 256 amino acids. The transcript has 3 exons.